UGUAUGCAAAGCAGUUUUGGUGUGUGUCCUCACACUGGCACUCUCGAUGGAAUCCUGCAACUAAACUAGUAGUCUGCGGGUCUCCCCCAAAAUGGAUGCAGCAUAACUCUCCUUCUCAGCCUGAUCCCGUCUGCUUCUCCGCAUUCUUUAGCCGGUAGAUCGUCUUAUUUAUACCCGAUUCCGUCCGCUUGUUGACGUGCUCUCAUUCUUGCGUCCUGUUUUCGUGGUCUGUGCAAGACCAGUUUGGUUUUUUAUUUCGGGUCUGCUCACUCGGUUGUCACUCAUUUCGCCAAACCAUGCAUCUCCCCUCGCUUUCCUUGUCCCUGACGGCCUUGGCCAUCGCCAGUCCUUCUGCCGCUUAUCCUCACUUUGGCUCCUCCCAGCCCGUCCUGCACAGUAAUUCCGACACCACUCAAUCGCGCGCAGAUGCCAUUAAGGCUGCCUUCUCGCACGCCUGGGAUGGCUACCUCCAAUACGCGUUUCCUCAUGACGAGCUGCAUCCCGUGUCGAAUGGCUAUGGCGACUCCCGGAAUGGCUGGGGUGCCUCGGCCGUGGAUGCACUCUCCACAGCAGUGAUCAUGCGCAAUGCCACCAUUGUCAAUCAGAUCCUGGACCACGUGGCCAAAAUUGAUUAUUCUAAGACAAACACCACCGUGAGCCUCUUCGAGACCACCAUCCGUUACCUGGGAGGCAUGCUGUCCGGAUAUGAUCUGCUGAAGGGGCCCGUGUCCGACCUGGUGCAAGACUCGUCGAAAAUCGACGUGCUCUUGACCCAAUCGAAGAACCUCGCCGAUGUGCUUAAGUUCGCCUUCGACACGCCUUCGGGGGUUCCGUACAACAACCUCAACAUCACCUCAGGGGGGAAUGAUGGAGCCAAGACCAAUGGUCUGGCUGUGACGGGUACACUGGCGCUGGAAUGGACGCGCCUGUCGGAUCUUACGGGUGACACCACGUAUGCCGACCUGAGCCAGAAGGCCGAGUCGUACCUCCUCAACCCGCAGCCCAAGUCUGCGGAGCCGUUCCCCGGCUUGGUUGGAAGCAACAUCAAUAUCAGCAAUGGACAGUUCACGGAUGCGCAGGUGAGCUGGAAUGGUGGCGAUGACUCCUACUACGAGUACCUGAUCAAGAUGUACGUGUACGACCCCAAGCGGUUCGGUCUCUACAAGGACCGCUGGGUGGCCGCGGCGCAAUCGACGAUGCAGCAUCUGGCGUCGCACCCCUCGUCCCGCCCGGACCUGACCUUCCUGGCAUCCUACAACAAUGGAACUUUGGGAUUGAGCUCGCAACACUUGACCUGCUUCGACGGAGGUAGCUUCUUGCUGGGAGGCACCGUACUGAACCGGACGGACUUCAUUAAUUUCGGUCUGGACCUGGUGAGCGGGUGUCAUGAUACGUACAACUCGACGUUGACGGGAAUUGGUCCGGAGUCGUUCAGCUGGGAUACCAGCGACAUUCCCUCGAGCCAGCAGUCGCUCUACGAGAAAGCCGGAUUUUACAUUACUAGUGGCGCGUACAUUCUGCGCCCGGAAGUGAUUGAAAGCUUCUACUAUGCCUGGAGAGUUACCGGGCAGGAAACAUACCGGGAUUGGAUCUGGAGCGCAUUCAGCGCCGUCAACGACUACUGCCGCACCAGCUCCGGUUUUUCAGGUCUGACAGACGUGAACGCGGCCAACGGCGGCAGUCGGUACGACAACCAGGAGAGUUUCCUGUUUGCCGAGGUGAUGAAGUACUCGUACAUGGCGUUUGCGGAAGAUGCGGCCUGGCAAGUGCAGCCCGGCAGCGGGAACCAAUUUGUGUUCAACACCGAGGCACAUCCAGUGCGGGUGAGUAGUACAUAAAUGGGUAGACAUUGUUAGAGAUGUGUAUGGUAUCAAUAGAGACAUGGCAUUCAGCAGAAUACUAUCUGCCUUGUUCUAAUAAUACUCUAGACAAGAAACCCCCGCAAACUCGCUCAUACUCUCUCCC
Messenger RNA from Aspergillus piperis CBS 112811, 1965 nucleotides. RefSeq names its product glycoside hydrolase family 47 protein. The transcript is spliced from 2 exons. Gene Ontology annotation, biological process: N-glycan processing; carbohydrate metabolic process. Bases 297 to 1838 code for a protein of 513 amino acids. Gene Ontology annotation, cellular component: endoplasmic reticulum; Golgi membrane. The record is from RefSeq and is a predicted model, not a curated record. Gene Ontology annotation, molecular function: mannosyl-oligosaccharide 1,2-alpha-mannosidase activity; calcium ion binding. Lineage: Eukaryota; Fungi; Ascomycota; Eurotiomycetes; Eurotiales; Aspergillaceae.